Messenger RNA from Coffea arabica (coffee), 1029 nucleotides. Its product is annotated as light-regulated protein, chloroplastic. Gene Ontology annotation, cellular component: chloroplast. The record is from RefSeq and is a predicted model, not a curated record. Lineage: Eukaryota; Viridiplantae; Streptophyta; Magnoliopsida; Gentianales; Rubiaceae.
AUAAAUUAGAAUCCACCUACUUCUUUUCAAAGCAUUCCAAAACUCAAACCUAAUCACAGUUCAACAUGCAGGCAGCUUUGAGCUUGGCACCACCGAUCCUUCCCUUACAAACACCAGCCAGAUGCUUCAGAUCCCAAUCAAAAUCCAUUCCCGCAAUCCAAACUUCUUCUCUAUUUGCUCGCAUGAAAGCAGCUGCAGUGGCUAAUGACACUUCGACAGUAGAUUAUAGCUCCACCACCUCUGUUUUUCCGGCAGAAGCUUGUGAGACCCUUGGAGGAGAUGCUUGUGACGUUGAGAUGUACCCUGAAGCGAAGCUCAACCCAGGUUUGGCUGACAAAAGGCCUCAAACUGCAUCAGAACAGGUUGAAAGGGAGUAUCUCGAGUAUAAUAGCCCCAAGACGGUCUUUGAAGGAGAUGCCUGUGACGAACUUGGAGGAGAAUUUUGUCAGCCAGAGCAUCAGAGUGGUGCUUAGUGGAAUAUAGUUUUCUAAAGAUGUAAAGACAGAUUUUCACUUGCUUUGCCUUUUUCUUCCUAGAUAUAUAUAACUCCAUCCUGAUAAUAGUUUGAACACAUCUCAAAAAGCCAGAAUCUUUCCGUCCCAAGUACUUGUGAUGCUCUUUGUUAUCUACACAUCUCAACGAUAUACCGAGAAGAAUGUACGAGUCUACAGCCGUCACAGACCUUUCAUUUGUAGGCUAUAGAAAAAGAAUAAUUGAAUCUAUUCCAGAAUCUGCACGAAAAAAUACGAAGGGUUUUUACAGUAGACCUCGGAGCUACUAGUUCAAAGUUGCAUUGGGCCAAGGCACCAAAAAUUUACAGAGCGCGACGCGUCUUGCCACCGCUAUGGUAUGCUACAAGCCUCUACACAUAUAAAUGCACUAAAGAUGAUAGAAUAUCGAGCAAGUGCAACAUUGUAACAUCUAAGACGUGGUUGAAAUAACAAUAAACUCUGUACCAAAAGAAGAGUGCAGGCAGGGUGGGACAACAGAACUUGAUGAACAAUUGAUUAUGCAAAGUUAUUUCUUCAA